AUGGAUCCUGGAGCAAAUGAUUAUCCAAGUGGAAACGUGAAUACAAAUGUACGGAAUAAUUCUUUCCGUAUUUCUCCUGGAAAUCCAUUAGAUAAUUCAAUGAAUAUUAGUGGGCCUUCAUCUGUUGGUUACGCAAAUAACGCUGGUCACGACAAAGAGGGUUUUGUAUGCCUAAAUCGUACUCAAACGGAUUACGUCCAAAAUCAUCAAUACAUCCAGAGUGUCCAUAAUGAUAUCAGUAACAAUAGUCAUUAUUGCGGCAACUUCAAUGAGUUCUCUCAGAGUGGUUCUCGGAAACACCCUUUGUCUGGUGUCGUCCGAACCAGAAGACGAAAAGCUGGAAUAAGUGAGGAAGAACGUGUUUGUAUUGUAUGUAGUGAACCAGCAUCUGGCUAUAAUUUUGAUCGUUUGACUUGCGAAAGUUGCAAGGCGUUUUUUCGCAGAAACGCACUCAAGCCUAGGGAUAAAAUAAAAGCUUGUAAUCGAGGUGGGGGGUGUGCUAUUGAAGGCAAUCAACGUAAACACUGCCCUUCGUGCAGGCUUGAAAAAUGUUUGGCUGUUGGGAUGAAAAGAGAGUUGAUACUACCACCUGAAAAACUUGAACAACGAGCUAAACCUCGACGCCGCAAGCACCAUUCUCCUCAGGAUAGCAGUUCCUCACCUCAGAAUUUGUUAACUGGACCUUCUUCAGUUGGCAGUAGUAACACAAAUGCUUAUCCUCCCUAUUUACCAUCUCCUUUAACUACAUCAUCUCACCCACAACAUGGAUCUAGUCAAACAUCUUACAAUUCUUCAUUCAUUUCUGGAGCUAGCAGACCACUACAUCUGAUAAAUCCUGUCAAAUUUUCUAGUUAUGUGAAUUCAAGUCAUUGCAGUGACUUAUCAUUAACUACGGAUACAUUUAAUUCCUCUGGUACUUUAGAAACCAAAGAAUGUAACUUCCCAAAUAGUUCAAUAAAAAUCCCUGUAAUUGGAAAAUCCGAUGAAUUAUUUAUGCCACCUGUAAAUCAAGAUCAAAAUCUGAAUGAGAAAUUUUUAUCUCUUGAAUCAUCUCAACAGUCAGAUAGUUGUUGUAAAGCACGUCAUAGGUUGUGUCUCACACAGUGUCGCAAGUCUAGUGGUCGCACUUUUUGUCAACACCGCAGUUGUCGACUUCGUUCUCGGAAACGUCGACUACGACGACGACGUACUUUGUCUGGGUCUAAAUGUUUUCGUUCUCCUCUUAUGCAUAUAACUUCACCGGAUCCUCACCUAUUAAGUUGUUUGCAAGGUUGUGUUCAUCGUAUCCGAGAACCAUUUACCCCGGAUGAACAACUCGAAACUGGUAUUGCUGUCACAUUGGAACAAGAGUAUAAUCGAAUGGAUGCAUGCAUUCGGAGGAUAAUACGGGUUGUUAAACAGUUGCCUUAUUUUAGUGAAGUUGGUAAACCUGCUCAACUAAGUUUGUUAAGAACAAACAUUUACGGAUUGAUUGUACUAUAUUCGUCUUUUUUCUUCGAACGUGAUAUUCGAAAAUUAAGAUAUCCUGUAUUACAAACUGAUGGUCAGUUAACCACCGUAACAGUUUCAAUGCUGGAUGAAGUAGCCACUCCUAGCACCUCUUUGAAUGAUCCAGACAAUGUGAUCUCUGGAUCAUGUUCUAAAUUGCUUCAAAGUAAUAGUUUCCGAUCAUUUUCACGUUGUCGUUCUAACCAAGCAAACUAUGCUAUGGGUUUACGUGAAGAAUUUGAAUUGUAUAAAUCGAAUACCGUCGCUGCUUUUGAUCAUUUAGAUGAGUUAGUUGGUUCAGAUGAUAUUCUUCGAAUGUCUGUUUUAGCCAUCAAACUAUUCUCUGAUAAUUCUCUUUCUGAAGAUCUACGUCCUCCUGUGUUUGCCGCUAGACAGGCCUAUACUUUAUUUCUUUGGAAUUAUAUUCGUUGGCAAGCAGGCUCUAAACGUGUGCGGUCUGCCACCGAACUUUACGCCCGUAUCUUAAUAGCUUUUAUUGAUUUACGAACCCUGGAAAUUCGUAUGACAGAAUUCGCUAAACUACUCAGUUUAGAUGGCCUCAGUCCAUUAAUGCGUGAGGUUUGUAGUCAACGAAGCAAUUUAGGAUCAACUUCCGCAUAA
Molecule: messenger RNA, 2109 nt
Organism: Schistosoma curassoni
Lineage: Eukaryota; Metazoa; Platyhelminthes; Trematoda; Strigeidida; Schistosomatidae
Source: the annotation of a GenBank genome assembly